AUGGAACCUAGGAUAUUCGCAAGUGGUGAUACAAGUGAGACAACAACAGACAUAACAAUGACAUCCAUGGAAAUAACAAUUAUUAUGACAAGCGAAGUAGCAACGGUGUCAUCAACGAUGGAAUAUUCGUUAUCAACUUUUACAACAAGUAAUGACAUAUCGACAAUCAGUGGCACCUCUGCUAGCGCUGAUUAUGUUACUAGUACCAUUCAAUCAACAACAAUUGACGGCACGCCUACCACUUUUAAUCCUGACAAUAGCACCUAUUCAACAAGCACUCAAACUGUAACUACGACUACGACUACGACUGCUGACUUUAAUCAUUUGUUUCCCGAAACUUGUCUCAACAUCACUUUAGUACCCUGGAUUAAUGGUACAUGUAUUGAAAAAUCACAAGCACGAGAGGGUGCAGUCAACAUAUUGCGCGAUAAUAACGCUACUUCAUCGGGAAAAGCUGAAGCUCUGCUUGUAUAUUUUGGUGCAGCUGCUAAUUUGACUUUGAAUACCAAUGAAACUAAAGAUUUAACGCCUACUGAAGUUGAUAGGAUUGUUAAUGCAUCGAAUAAUGUACCACUAUUAAAUUCAAGCAUAGGAUUGUUUUUUGCACUAUCAAGAAAACUCGAAAAUGAUACGAUUUUAGGAGGUUCAAUCACUGUGGAAAGAAAUAAUGCAGUUAUUAUGGGAAUAAAUAAUACAGUUAUUAAGGAAAGUACUAAAUCACUCAUAAUCGAAUCGAAUAUAACAACUGGAGUUAUUCUUGAUGACGAAUCUCUCGAUGAUAAUAUAUCUAUUAAAGUAUUUAUACCUGGUGAGAAUGUACAUUAUCAAAAUUUGGAUACUUCAAAUAAUAAAUCUGUCAUUUCACAAGUGAUCGUAUUUAAUGUAGAACGCCAAACUAUCAAUUAUUCUAUCAAGGUUUCUUUAUAUUUGCAAGAUUUACAAACUCAAGAAUUACGUGAAAAUGGAAAGUAUCUUUGUUCAUUUUUUAAUACAACUACGUCUAAAUGGGAAAACACUGGUUGCAGUAAACCUAUAUACAACACAACUCUUUCUCGACACGAAUGUACGUGUGAUCAUCUGACAACAUUUGCACUUAUUUGGCUACCAAACGGACCCCUAUCAAAGGAUCUCAGCUCUCAAGAUAUUGCAUCACUCAUAUUUCAAUCGAUUUCCAUUAUCUGCUUUAUUAUAGUUAUUACUCAUAGUACUAUUGUUCGUCUUCAUAAUCCUCUUUUAACAAUGAAAGCUCAUGAUUUACUUCCAUUGAUUUCAUCUGCAAGUACAACUAUUCUCUUUAUAUUUUUCAUUGCACUUGGUAUGACAGUUUAUACUCAAACACCAUCUGAAAACGAAACAAAAUGUUUCCUAAAUUCGAGUAUUUUGAUGUUUUUCGUUUAUUUCUUUUUAAUAUUCAUGUUUUGCACUAAAACAAGCAUUGGUUACUUCAAUUAUCUUCGUUUUGUUCGACUUUUUCCUGAGCCACCGCGUCGACAACUAUUCGUAUUCAUUAUUGUCUCAUUUUUCAUUUCAAUAAUCUGUACUUCGUUUGCAAUAGGAUUCAAUUCGAAUCCAUCUUAUAAUAUUACACAAUUAUAUCCCUAUAAACUUUGUUGGUUUACUCGAGAUGUCUUUUAUUAUUUUGUGAUAAUACCUAUUGGCAUAUUUCUUUUAUUGAAUUUUAUUACAAUUAUUCUUGUCAUUCGACGUAUUGUUCAUCAUGUCCGAUAUGCUACAACACGACAUCAAUCAUAUGAACGAAUGAAACAAUUCAUUCUUGUGUUAUUAUCAUCCUGUAUUACUCAAGGUGUAGGAUGGUUGAUUGGUCCAAUUAUAACAUUUGUUCAAUCCGAAGUUGGAAAUGUUUUAUCGUGGGUAUUCAUUAUCUGUAAUGGACUUGAAGGAUUAUGGACAAUACUAUUGUAUAUCAUUAUUUGGUUACGUCAUUUGGACCAACCCAAACGAGUUACUGAUAGUAAAGAAUUUAUAAAACAAUCAUCAUCACGAAAGAAGGAAAGCAAAGGAAAGUUUAAAAUAAGUCGUAUCUCACGAAGAAAAUCAAAAGAUAAUCGUCGGAAUGAUAGUGAUCGCGAAAUAGAUUCUAUUGAUUUAGAAGAUAUUAAUAGGUUCAGCAAUGCUACCGAAGUAUAA
Molecule: messenger RNA, 2148 nt
Organism: Rotaria socialis
Lineage: Eukaryota; Metazoa; Rotifera; Eurotatoria; Philodinida; Philodinidae
Source: the annotation of a GenBank genome assembly